Messenger RNA from Clupea harengus (Atlantic herring), 6252 nucleotides. It is a transcript of the gene smarca2, whose product is annotated as SWI/SNF related, matrix associated, actin dependent regulator of chromatin, subfamily a, member 2. The record is from RefSeq and is a predicted model, not a curated record. Gene Ontology annotation, cellular component: nucleus. Gene Ontology annotation, molecular function: ATP binding; histone binding. The transcript is spliced from 35 exons. Lineage: Eukaryota; Metazoa; Chordata; Actinopteri; Clupeiformes; Clupeidae. Bases 394 to 5127 code for a protein of 1577 amino acids. Gene Ontology annotation, biological process: regulation of DNA-templated transcription.
AGUUGUAUGAGUGAUGUUUUCUCCUCCCCUCUCCACCAUCCACACGAAAGAGGGUGUCUGGCAGGUCCUCAUCCAGUGCGGACAGUCUGCCAACAACUGUUCCAGUAAAUUCGGAGCUCGUCUACAGAACUCGUAGUGCACCCGCCCAGCAGAACAACAUUUGAAAUAGAUGUACUUCUCAACCAAUCGUAUUGCAAUAUGGAGAGUAUUUCCUGUCUUUUAACAAAUCAGAAAUAGAUACACAAAAAAAAUCCAAACUUGAAUAUGUCAGCAAAACAGAGGGGGAGGGGAUCAACUGAUAGCAGCAGUCAUAUUGGAAGCUAAAAUUAUGAUCUGAGGUUUCUAAAUCGAUUAUUUCCCCAAGAAAAGCAGUUGAACAGUCUCUCCAAGGACAUGUCCACACCCACGGACCCAUCUGGAGGAAUGUCCCACCCUGGUCCAUCCCCAGGCCCAGGCCUAUCUCCUGGUCCUAUCCUGGGGCCCAGCCCUGGUCCAGGCCACUCUCCUGGGUCAGUGCACAGCAUGAUGGGCCCCAGCCCAGGGCCUCCCAGUGGGCCUCACAGCAUGCAGGGCCAGGGGCCUGGAGAUUACCCUCAGGAAGGCAUGCAUCAGUUGCAUAAGCCUAUGGAGGGGAUGCUGGAGAAAGUGGCGAUGGGUGAGGAGGUGCACUUUGGCCAGAUGAAGAAUGUGGGUAUGAGGACUCUGCACAGUGGCAUGGGUCCCCCUCAGAGCCCCAUGGAUCAGCACAGCCAAGGGUACAUGUCCCCUCACCCCUCACCCAUGGGUGUCCCCGAGCACGCACCCAGCCCCAUGUCCAGCAGGGGACCCACCCCUCCCCAGAUGCCCCCAGCCCCCCCGGUCCAAAUGAUGCCCAUGGACCCGCAGCCGGGCCGUGGGCCAUCCUCCUUCAGCCCAAUCCAGCUACAGCAGCUCCGCGCCCAGAUCCUGGCGUACAAGAUCCUGGGCCGCGGGCAGCCGCUGCCAGAGAACCUGCAGCUGGCUGUGCAGGGCAAGAGGAGCCUUCCCACCAUGCAGCAACCGUCCGUCAACACUGGCCCCUACAGCCGGCCACCAGGUAUGCCAAUGCCUCCUAUCAGCGGACCUGUCCCUGGGCCAUGCCCUGCGCCUGCCAUGCAAGGACACGCUCAAAGCCCCGCACCAAAGCCCUGGCCGGAGGGUCAAGGUGCUGGUGAACCCUCCACAACCCCCCAGAAGCACCCGGUGCCCACCCCCAGCGGCCGGCCGUCCCCCGCGCCGCCCACCGCCCAGCCGCAGCAGCAGCCACUGCCCCACCAGCCCCCCGCCCAGCAGCAGCAACCUCUCCAGCAGCAGCAGCAGCAGCAGCAGCAGCCUGGCCACCCCUCCCUCAUCAUCCAGCUGCAGCAGAAGCAGAGCCGCAUCACGCCCAUCCAGAAGCCCCAUGGCCUGGACCCUGUUGAGAUCCUGCAGGAGCGCGAGUACAGACUGCAGGCCAGGAUCGCUCACCGCAUCCAGGAGCUGGAGAACCUGCCUGGCUCCCUGCCUCCAGACCUGCGCACCAAAGCCACGGUGGAGCUCAAGGCCUUAAGGCUGCUCAACUUCCAGCGGCAGCUGAGGCAGGACGUGGUGGCCUGUAUGCGGCGGGACACCACGCUGGAGACAGCGCUCAACUCCAAGGCCUACAAGCGCAGCAAGCGGCAGACCCUGAGGGAGGCGCGCAUGACCGAGAAGCUGGAGAAGCAGCAGAAAAUUGAGCUGGAAAGGAAGCGCCGACAGAAGCACCAGGAAUAUUUGAACAGUAUCCUUCAACAUGCCAAAGACUUCAAAGAGUACCACAGGUCCAUUUCUGGAAAGAACCAGAAGCUUACCAAGGCCGUUGUCACGUGGCACACCAACACGGAGCGUGAGCAGAAGAAGGAGACGGAACGGAUCGAGAAAGAGAGGAUGAAGAGGCUGAUGGAGGAGGAUGAGGAGGGCUACCGGAAGCUGAUUGACCAGAAGAAGGACAAGCGUCUGGCCUACCUGCUGCAGCAGACGGACGAGUACGUGGCCAACCUCACCACCCUGGUGUACGAGCACAAGGCCGCCCAGGCCGCCAGGGUGAAGAAAAAGAAGAGGAAGAAGAAGAAGUCACCGAAAUUGGAUGAGAACGCUGAAGGACUUGGAGCCUUUGGGCCUGAUGGAGAGCCCAUGGACGAGAGCAGUCAGAUGAGUGAGCUGCCAGUCAAGGUGAUCCAGACGGAGACGGGCAAAGUGCUGCAGGGCACCGAGGCCCCCAAGUCCAGUCAGCUGGAGGCCUGGCUGGAGAUGAACCCAGGCUAUGAAGUGGCCCCACGGUCCGACAGCGAGGAGAGCAGCUCCGAGUAUGAGGAGGAGGACGAGGACGAGUCCACGUCACACCUGGACUUGGAGGAGAAGAAGUCCAAGGACCCCAGCGGAGACGCGAUGUUCGACAGUGCCACCAAGCACAUCAUCGAUUCGGUAAAGCAGGACGUGGAUGACGAGUACAGCGCUCAGGCUGGUGAAAACAGUUCUCAGUCCUACUACGGCGUGGCCCAUUGCGUCAUCGAGAGGGUGGAGAAGCAGUCCUCCCUGCUGAUCAACGGCACCCUGAAGCAUUACCAGAUCCAGGGCCUCGAGUGGAUGGUGUCGCUGUACAACAACAACCUGAACGGCAUCCUGGCCGACGAGAUGGGCCUGGGCAAGACCAUCCAGACCAUCGCCCUCAUCACCUACCUGAUGGAGUUAAAGAGGCUCAACGGGCCCUACCUGAUCAUCGUGCCCCUCUCAACUCUCUCCAACUGGGUGUAUGAGCUCGACAAGUGGGCACCAACCAUUAUCAAAAUCGGAUACAAGGGCACGCCCUCCAUGCGUCGAAACCUGGUGCCUCUGCUGCGCAGCGGCAAGUUCAACGUGCUCCUGACCACCUACGAGUACAUCAUCAAGGACAAGCACAUCCUGGCCAAGAUCCGCUGGAAGUACAUGAUUGUGGACGAAGGUCACCGCAUGAAGAACCACCACUGCAGGCUGACGCAGGUGCUGAACACACACUACGUGGCCCCACGGCGUCUCCUGCUCACCGGGACGCCGCUGCAGAACAAGCUGCCCGAGCUCUGGGCCCUGCUCAACUUCCUCCUGCCCACCAUCUUCAAGAGCUGCAGCACCUUCGAGCAGUGGUUCAACGCACCCUUCGCCAUGACCGGAGAGAGAGUGGACCUGAAUGAAGAGGAGACCAUUCUGAUCAUUCGCCGUCUGCACAAGGUACUCCGCCCCUUCCUGCUGCGUCGCCUGAAGAAGGAGGUGGAGUCUCAGCUUCCAGAGAAGGUGGAGUACGUCGUCAAAUGUGACAUGUCGGCCAUCCAGAAGGUUCUGUACCGGCACAUGCAGGGCAGGGGCAUCCUGCUGACUGACGGCUCAGAGAAGGACAAGAAGGGUAAAGGAGGAGCGAAGACCUUGAUGAACACCAUCAUGCAACUGAAGAAGAUCUGCAAUCAUCCUUACAUGUUCCCGCACAUCGAGGAAUCGUUUGCGGAGCACUUGGGUUUUCCGAAUGGCAUGAUCAAUGGCCUUGAGCUGUACCGUGCGUCCGGUAAGUUUGAGUUGCUGGACCGCAUCCUGCCCAAGCUGCUGGCCACGAACCACCGCGUGCUGCUCUUCUGCCAGAUGACCACCCUCAUGACCAUCAUGGAGGACUACUUUGCCUACCGCAACUUCAAGUACCUGCGCCUGGACGGUGCCACCAAGUCGGAGGACCGCGCAGCGCUGCUGAAGAGGUUCAACGAGCCCGACUCGCCGUUCUUCAUCUUCCUGCUGAGCACACGCGCCGGGGGCCUGGGGCUCAACCUGCAGGCGGCCGACACCGUGGUGAUCUUCGACAGCGACUGGAACCCCCACCAGGACUUACAGGCGCAGGACCGCGCUCACCGCAUCGGGCAGAAGAGCGAGGUGCGCGUGCUGCGCCUUUGCACCGUCAACAGCGUGGAGGAGAAGAUCCUGGCUGCCGCCAAGUACAAGCUCAACGUGGACCAGAAGGUCAUCCAGGCCGGCAUGUUCGACCAGAAGUCGUCCGGCCACGAACGGCAGGUUUUCCUGAAGGCCAUCCUGACGCACGAGGAGCAGAACGAGGAGGAAGACGAGGUCCCAGAUGACGAGACCCUGAACCAGAUGAUUGCCAGGAUCGAGGACGAGUUUGAGCUCUUCAUGCGCAUGGACCUGGACCGGCGGCGCGAGGACGCCCGCAACCCCAAGCGCAAGCCUCGUCUGAUGGAGGAGGACGAGCUGCCAUCCUGGAUCCUGAAGGACGACGCCGAGGUGGAGCGGCUCACCUGCCAGGAGGAGGAGGAGAAGAUGUUCGGCCGCGGCUCGCGCAGCCGGCGCGACGUGGACUACAGCGACGCGCUCACAGAGAAGCAGUGGCUGAGGGCGAUCGAGGACGGGAACCUGGAGGAGAUGGAGGAGGAGAUCCGCCUGAAGAAGCGCAAGCGGAGGCGGCACAGCGACAAGGACGGCCGGCGCGAGGGCAGCGAGAAGGCCAAGAAGAAACGGGGCCGACCGCCGUCGGAGAAACUCUCGCCCAACCCCCCGAAACUCACCAAGCAGAUGACCGCCAUCGUGGACACGGUCAUCAACUACAGGGACAGCUCUAGCAGGCAGCUCAGCGAGGUCUUUGUGCAGCUGCCCUCGCGUAAGGAGCUCCCAGAGUAUUACGAGCUGAUAAGGAAACCUGUGGACUUCAAAAAGAUCAAGGAGCGCGUGCGCAGUCACAAGUACAGGAGCGUGAGCGACCUGGAGAAGGACGUCAUGCUUCUCUGUCACAACGCCCAGACUUUCAACCUGGAGGGCUCACAGAUCUACGAGGACUCCAUCGUGCUUCAGUCGGUGUUUAAGAGUGCCAGGCAGAAGAUUGCGAAGGAGGAGGAGAGCGAAGACGACAGUGAUGACGAUGACGAGGAGGAGGAGGAGUCCGAGGCUGAGUCCAAGUCAGUGAAAGUGAAGAUCAAGCUGAGCAAAAGAGAGGAGCGCAGUCACGACAAAGGCAAGAAGAGGCAGAGCCGUGGCAAGGCCAAGCCUGUGGUCAGCGAUGAGGACAGCGAGGACGAGCUGGAGGAGAAGGAACAGUCCGAGGGGAGCAGGAGUGAGGAUGAGUGAGGAUGGAGACAGCUGAUGCCCGACCCUUACUCCCAUCUGCUUCAGUCACUGCAUCAUCUGUUCUUUUUUUCCUUCUUCUAUUCUCUUUCCUCUCACCUGGAGUGUUCAUUUGUUUCCCACUGCCUAGCUCUAGUUUUCCACCCUCUCCUGCUUAAGUCGUGGGCUCGAAAAGCACGUGAGCUCAGUAUUCAUACCUCGCGUCAACAUCACCUAAGGUGUACCGCGUGCGACGGGAGAAGAGGAGAGGAGAGUGCCAUCCACAGUGGCACCGACUGGUGUUAGUCUUGUGUUCUUGAGGUGCUGUCGGAUUCAUUUAUAAUUCAUGCAGAACACCUGUACAUAGUUCAGCUUUAUGAAGUAUUUACAUAAAUUACAACAACAAAAAGAAUGCUUCAACAAAAAUAAAGGUUUUAUGUGUGGUUUGAUAUACGAAUGAAGAAAAAAUGCUAAAUGCUUCAUUUCUAUAUAUAAAUAUAUAUAUAUAUAUAUAUAUAUAUAUAAAAAAAAAGAUUUUUUUUUAAUGAAUGUAUCCUAGCAAUAUGUUACGGAGGCUUUAGCAAACAAAACUGUGUGGAAAGACUUGCCGUUUCACACAGACCCCUCUCAGGCCCCUGUCAGAGAUGCUUAAUCAUAAAAGCGUACACCUGCAUUCAGUUUUAAUUUGACAACUUAUCAACUUAUCAACACGGCCCAUAACAGAAUAACCCAAUGCCUCACAGCUAUGGAUAUUUUUAUACUGCUGUUUUAAAGAAAAAGAAGCUGGUUAUUUUGAAUGGCUGGUUAUUUUAAAUAGGUAUCCAUUAUUUGCCUUCAAAUUAUAUAAUUAGCAGUACUCUUCAAGCUACGAUGGAAGCUCACUUGAUAGUCUUCUGUUCUGUUCGACAGAUCAUACUUAGCCGUGUAAGUGAGCACUUACUCUUCUGCUUCAGUGUUUUGCUUGAUCUUAUGCAGUAUUGUUGCCAACCAUAUGUCCGCUCUUUUUUGACGCGUGUAUUUUGGAUGUGAGGCCUGUGCUUAUCAUCCCGCUGUACGUGAAAACGGAUCUUUUCUUUGCUUUCUUUGCACAACGUUGUCUUUGUGGUUGUAUCCCAAGAACCCAAAGCAAAUAAAUCUGUCUGAAAUUGA